CAGUCGUCAGUACUGAGAACAUUUUAACAGAAGUGAAGUUUGGGCGGACGUAGCUAGCUGCGUCGCUGUCCUCUUACCAAUAAAAUACCUAGCUGCUGUCACACCGUUUCAGCUCUUUUGGACUUUUAGCCACGCAGGCUUGACUAUGGCGGUGGUCCGGGUACUUUUGUGUGUCCUGCCCGUGUUUGUCGCUCUAGUCUCGGAGAGGUGUGUGGUGCUGGCUGCCUACUCUCAGUCUUUGGACAGCGACUUCACAUUCACUCUGCCCGCCGGUCGCAAGGAGUGUUUCUACCAGACCAUGAAGAAAGAUGCCUCUCUGGAGAUUGAAUAUCAGGUAUUAGAUGGAGCAGGUCUCGAUGUAGAUUUCUUUAUCUCCUCUCCUUCUGGCCAUGUGCUGUUCAGUGACUACCGCAAGUCAGAUGGAGUGCACACUGUUGAAACUGAGGAUGGAGACUACAUGUUCUGCUUCGACAACACGUUCAGUUCUGUCUCAGAGAAGCUCAUCUUCUUUGAGUUGAUCCUGGACAACAUGGAUACAGAUGAAGACCCGGACGACUGGAAGGAGUAUGUCCAAGGAACAGACAUGUUGGACAUGAAGCUGGAAGACAUUAUGGACACCAUCAACAAUGUGAAGAGUCGGCUGGGCAAAAGUGUGCAGAUACAAACGCUGCUGCGGGCGUUCGAGGCUCGCGAUCGAAACAUCCAGGAGAGUAACUUUGACAGGGUGAACUUUUGGUCGGUGAUAAAUCUCAUUGUUAUGAUGUUGGUAUCGGCGGUCCAGGUCUACCUAGUCCGCUCGCUGUUUGAAGAUAAAAGGAAAAUUCGUACAUAACGCUACCCCAAAGGGAGGGACAGAGAGAGAGAGAGAAACUAACGCACCACAGAUACCCUUCAGGAUUUCACCAGAUCUCCUGGAUUGUGACAAUGUGUCAUCUAUACACAUGCAUAUGCACGCACACAUACGCAAACAGACAGACAGACAUUUGGUAUUCUUGAUAACAUAAGUCACCACUGUUGUUGCUCUGGUCUUCAGUCCACUGGAGUUUGAGGGACAGUGGGAGUCCCUGGUUUGGAACAGGAACUGUCAGCCCCUCUACUCAAACUCAGUCUCUUUGUUACAGAAAAAAAUCUCUUUGUCUCUCUUCAAAACUUGUAUAUUGUUUUAUAGUCUUAUAGUUGCUGUAAUUCUUCACAGAAAGUGACAUAACAAGCACGUUUAUGAUGUGACUAUUUUUCUAAUGGAGCCUAAAGUUACGAGGCAACUUGCCAAUUGCAA
Molecule: messenger RNA, 1276 nt
Organism: Morone saxatilis (striped sea-bass)
Lineage: Eukaryota; Metazoa; Chordata; Actinopteri; Moronidae
Gene: tmed5
Product: transmembrane p24 trafficking protein 5
Exons: 4
Coding region: 146-832 (228 amino acids)
Biological process (GO): Golgi organization; endoplasmic reticulum to Golgi vesicle-mediated transport; intracellular protein transport
Cellular component (GO): COPII-coated ER to Golgi transport vesicle; endoplasmic reticulum-Golgi intermediate compartment; endoplasmic reticulum
Source: RefSeq, a predicted model, not a curated record